This is a messenger RNA of Papaver somniferum (opium poppy), 1864 nucleotides long. Its product is annotated as probable magnesium transporter NIPA6. Gene Ontology annotation, biological process: magnesium ion transport. Gene Ontology annotation, molecular function: magnesium ion transmembrane transporter activity. Gene Ontology annotation, cellular component: membrane. The record is from RefSeq and is a predicted model, not a curated record. The coding region runs from base 285 to 1358 and encodes 357 amino acids. NCBI's taxonomy places the organism in Eukaryota, Viridiplantae, Streptophyta, Magnoliopsida, Ranunculales, Papaveraceae. The transcript is spliced from 9 exons.
UUCCUCGUGUUCUUUCUUCCCAUUUUAAACAAACAUUUUCUCACUUUCCUGCUCGUUUUAUUUAUUAUUUUCCGGAUUUCUUUAAAAUUAGUUGUACCUGUGUGUAAAUCUAGAAAUGCCAUUUGACUCCACUGAAUCAGAAUCUAGGGUUUCAGCAUCAUCAAUUUGUUCCGAAACUUUUAUGGAAAAUACCCAAUUAGAGUUACUACUACUUACGUGUAUAAACACUUCUCUUAAAUUUAUCAAGAACAGCUAAUGAUCAUCAAUCAUAAUCUCAAUUAGUUAUGGAUCUUUCUUCUUCUUCGAUGAGUGAAGAAGCUUCCUAUGUAAAUAAUCUAAAAGGAUUUAUUCUUGCUGUAAUUUCUAGUGCUUUUAUUGGAUCAAGUUUUAUUAUUAAGAAGAAAGGUCUUAAAAGAGCUGGUCAUUCUGGUGCUCGUGCUGGUGUUGGUGGAUAUGGUUACUUAGUGGAGCCACUUUGGUGGAUUGGAAUGAUUACUAUGAUUGUUGGAGAGAUUGCGAAUUUUAUUGCUUUGAUGUUUGCCCCUGCUGUUCUUGUAAUCCCACUUGGGGCAUUGAGUAUAAUUGUCAGUGCUGUUCUAGCACAUUUCAUAUUGAACGAGAAACUACAGAAGAUGGGUUUGGUGGGGUGCAUCCUAUGUGUAGUGGGUUCUACUAUGAUUGUUCUUCAUGCCCCUGAGGAACACCCCGUAACUUCAGUUCUGGAAAUCUGGGAUUUAGCAAUACAGCCAGCUUUUCUUUUAUAUACGGCUUCGGUGUUGGUUACAGUUCUUGUGUUAAUGUUGCAUAGCGCUCCACGCUAUGGGCAGACAAACAUCAUGAUAUACAUUGGAAUAUGUUCUUUAUUUGGAUCUUUGACGGUCAUGAGUGUAAAGGCUAUAGGCACUGCCAUAAAACUUACAUUGGAGGGUAAAAGCCAGGUUGCGUACUUCCAAACAUGGAUAUUUGCAAUGGUUUCGGUUUCUUGUAUAAUGACUCAGUUGAAUUAUUUAAACAAGGCAUUGGAUACUUUCAAUACAGCAGUUGUUUCUCCUAUUUACUACGCCAUGUUCACAUCUCUCACAAUUUUUGCUAGCGCCAUAAUGUUUAAGGAUUACGCUGGUCAGAGUGCAAGCAGUAUAGCGUCAGAGCUUUGUGGGUUUAUCACUAUACUUUCUGGAACUGCGGUGUUGCAUAGUACAAAAGAUCCAGAUCCACCCCAAAAUACAGAUUUAUACUCACCGCUUUCUCCUAAACUAUGGUGGCAUGUCCAAGAAAAGGGAGAUCAGUGGAAGCAGAAGGACGAAGAUGGGUUGUCUGCUGAUUUUGUCGCAAUCAUUCGCCAAGAUUAUUUUGCAUAGUUGAAUGUAGUCAGAAUAUUUUCACAUUAACCACAAUCCAGGAAGACUAUCAGUUGCACCAGUUGCAAACUCCUUGUUGUAAUGAGUGCUUGGAGAUGAAGUAAGAGGCGGACUUGUUGCUGGUAUGAUCUUUGGCUCCAUCACUGUUAUGCUUGUGCAGGCCAAUAUCCAAGGCGUAAAUUUUUAUUCUUCUAUUUGUUUCUCACCCGCACAUGGAAGCAGCUUCUGCUAGACAGCUUUCAACUGUCUAAACAGAAUUUGCUUUGUUGUUUGCAGUAUUUAGGUUUCAUAACAAGCUUGUGUAGUUUUCUGAUGUAUAAUCUUGGUUGCUAUUUCAACCACUCCUAGGAUUUUUUUUUUCCUAAUUUUGUUGGUAAAAGAGAAUUAUGUAUUUAGUUGAGUCUUUAGUUAGACCAUUGUAAAAGCUCAUAUUGAGUUACUCUGUAAAAUACAAUAGCAAUACACAGUUAUCUAAAUUAUUGAUUCCCCACUCUUUGAUUCAAAAA